AAAACCCUAGAGUCUGACCAAACUUUGCGGGCGCGUUCAGAGGAUUUCAAGCGUUGCCAAUUCAACUACAUACAGACCCAUUGCCUUGUCUUUGAUUUGAUGGACUUUGCUACACCCCCGUUGCUCAACGGCCGCCGAGAAGGCCAACUAACGCCACAGCUGUCUAAUCCGAGUCAAUCAAGCAACGUCGUGACCAUCCCCGAUCCGGAUCCACAUAGGAAUGCCAUCGGGCUCGCCAUUGUGAAGUUGGAAGAUAUCCUGAUAUCUGCUCGAGAAUCAUUGCUACAGUCUCGAGAAAUAUCUAUUCCCUUCAGGACCCGACCUUCCACAAACCAAUCCACGAGCAACCAUGGCCCAUCUCGGACAACUCGAUUAGCAGUUCGCUUCCCGGGCCGGACAGCAGAGGAAGCAACCAAGUUCAGUUCGUACUCGUGCUUGGUUGACGGUAAUUUGUUCCUGACGUUCAGCCGAUACAGCACGUAUCAUGCGCAUCAUGCAACUGUCCCUGAGCGCCCUGACGGAAGGCCGGCUAAUUACCAAGAGGUGAACAUCUACUAUCAGGACACCGAUUUAUUCAAAAGACAGUCCAUCGUCGACAACCUCGUUGAUGACCUUGCCUUUACGCUGGGCCUCGGGAGGGAGGACCUCGGUAUAGUUGCCGCAAGUAAAGGCCUUGUGUCUGGGCCUAUUGUUCUGCGUUCCAGGACUUCCGUAGUUGACGCUUCUUCAAGCGAGCACGGGAUCCUCAUACCCUCAGCCAGGACUGUCUCCGAGAUUGACUUUGGUCCAGCACAAUGGGUCUUAGUCAUCGAGAAAGAGGUUGGACUGGGCAAAGGUUACCCAGAUUUGAACACCAAGCAGUUCGUACACCUUCUGCACACAGCCAAACCUGAGCUUCCAAUUUUCGCUCUUGUGGACUUCGACUGCUAUGGUAUUGCCAUCAUGCGCUGCUACAGCUACGGCACACGGGGACAUGCACACGAAAAGGCAACGACUGUACCUAGCAUGCAGUGGCUCGGCAUAAAAAGCGACGAUCUCGCAUUCCGUCAGGAUGCAACCCCUCGCCACGGGCCCGAUAUCAACGGCAGCCAAAGGCGGCCUUGUGCGAGCUUGUUCGACUCUACUAGCUCUCUUACGCUGCGAGAUAGAACGCGCGCUAUCAACACGAUCAAGGAAAUCGAAGAGGACGGCACCGAAAAUGAUCAAGAUUGCCGACGAGAACUACAGGUGAUGCUGUUUCUCGGCAUCAAGGCAGAGAUCCAAGCUGUGGACAAUGCAGGAGACAUGUCGAGAUGGCUCGAUGAGCACUUGGGAACUUUCUGA
Messenger RNA from Colletotrichum paranaense, 1323 nucleotides. Its product is annotated as type IIB DNA topoisomerase. NCBI's taxonomy places the organism in Eukaryota, Fungi, Ascomycota, Sordariomycetes, Glomerellales, Glomerellaceae. Gene Ontology annotation, cellular component: nuclear chromosome. Gene Ontology annotation, biological process: meiotic DNA double-strand break formation; reciprocal meiotic recombination; meiotic DNA double-strand break processing. The annotation marks the transcript as partial. Gene Ontology annotation, molecular function: DNA binding; DNA topoisomerase type II (double strand cut, ATP-hydrolyzing) activity; ATP binding. The transcript has 5 exons. The record is from RefSeq and is a predicted model, not a curated record.